UGAAUUUUAACUCUCAAAAUGGCGGUCCACAUGACGACAGCAGUACUUAGAAGACAAUCUCUACACUCUUCUUCUUCUGGUCCUUUCUUGUCUCUUCUGCAAAGAGGAAGACGAAUCGAUAAAUGUGGGAGGUGUUUUUCUACUUCUGAAGCACUAGUCCCAGCAGAUACGUCUCAUAAAAAUGGAGAGGAGAGGGUUCAAAGAAAAAUAACAGAAGAAUCAUAUUUGAUAGGUGAACACCAGCCAAACAAGUUUAUACCAGUCACGAGAUUAAUGCUAGUCAAUACUCUCCUGGAGGAUAGGAAGCUACUCAGUCCAGAGGAGAGGGAAAGGAUUAGAGAUUUAUCAGCUUCACUGGAUACCUGCAUACUCCAACAGUUCUACACUCAACUGGAUGAACUUAAACUUCUUUAUGAUGGUCUAGAUCCAGAUAAAGACACCAUUACUACCAAAGUGUCGGCUAAAGAUCGUCUGGACAGUGAGUACUGGCUCCUACACAAACUAGAGCACCUCCUCUACAAAGCAAACUACCUCAAGAUACCAAAAGAGAAGGUUCUUCUUUUGCUGCAGGAGCACAACACUAGUGAAGGUGUGAGAGUCGCCGUAGACCCUUCCCAGUACUCUGUACUCAAGAUAUGGACACGGGGAUUCAAGAAGAUACCUGUACCUUUUUUUGAGAAACUGAAGUUUGGUUUUUCAAAGGUUCUUAGUCGCGGGAGAGACGAGAGAAGAGGACCAAUGAAUGAGGUAUUCACAAGAGUCUUUAUAGCCGUUCGCUCAAAGAAGGAGAGCAAACUACACCUGAAGGUUUUCAAAGACGUGCCAUGUCCUCACUUAGAGUAUUUGCUGCCUGACGGGAAAAUACGAAUGUCAAUGUUUGACAAAGGUUUCUUGACCUCCAGCGUCUUCCUUGGCAGUAUUGUAGCAGCUGCUAAAGGCAUUGCUCUUGCCGGUGAUUAUAACAUGGACUUUGCUUGGAUUGGACUGGGUCUGGCUGGACUGAUAGGAGCAAGAGGGUGGCUGGGAUACAAGAAUAAAAGAAACGCUUAUCUUGUUAACCUCUCUAGGACGCUCUAUUUCAAAUCGGUGUCUAAUAAUCGCGGCGUCCUCACGCUAUUGACUGACAGGGCUCAGGAUGAGGAAUCUAAAGAGUCUCUAUUAGCUUAUGUCUUCCUCUUGAGUCCUCCCAAUAGGAGAGGGGUACCAGGACUGGCAUACACUUCAAGGGACCCUGCCUAUGAUACAGAGGAGUCACUUAAGGAAAGGAUAGAGGACUGGCUUAAAAGCAAGUUCAAGAUAACAGGUGUCAGUUUUGAUAUUGAGGAUGCACUUUUAAAGCUUGAUACGAUGGGUCUAUUGGUUAGACAUGCCAAUGAGACUCUAAGUGUCGUACCAAUGAGUGUAGCCCUUGAGACUUUACCGGGUCCUUCAUUAACACUGAGUGGAGGAUUGAGGAACCCUGAGACAAUUGAAGAGGGGGAUGGAGGAGGAGAAGAUCCACUCUCUUAUCAUGAAGGAUGGAGAUAAUCCAGUGACUAUAGCUGUCGCUUUUAUUAUACCUUUCUGUCUCUUUCUCUCUUCUAUAUGCAGUGAAAUGUCAUUAUUAUGAUUAUAAUUAUUAUUGUGUUAGUUAUUUUAAAAGUUAUAACUAAAGAGCUACAUGUAGACAGUGCUUCUUAUGAAAGACAUAGGAAAAAUAGGAGCAGAAUCAGUUGCAAUUAGUGACUAUACAAAUAGAGUAAUGAGUUAUAACAAUAUACAAUAAUACUUCACAGCAGGAGUAAUAAACAAUAUACCGGUAUAUGUUAUUGAAA
Messenger RNA from Amphimedon queenslandica, 1814 nucleotides. Its product is annotated as transmembrane protein 143-like. Lineage: Eukaryota; Metazoa; Porifera; Demospongiae; Haplosclerida; Niphatidae. The coding region runs from base 19 to 1527 and encodes 502 amino acids. The record is from RefSeq and is a predicted model, not a curated record. The transcript is spliced from 2 exons.